UCAAACCCCACUCUGUGGUUGGUGGUCUGGGAGAUGAUCAUGGAUGCUCCUCUUCCUAUAUUGAUUGAUCGAGUCAUCUAAACUUUGAUUGAUUAGGAGAUAAGGCCUCCUGCCUCGCUUUCAGCUUAACUCCCAUAUUCGUCUCUGGGCGCACCAGACACUCAAACUAUAAAUAUUGAAGCCAUGGCUUACGCUUUCUCCAUUUCUACAAGUAAUGUUGGAAUAAUUAGACCUUUGGAUGGUCGAAACCACAUUGGCUUGAGACCAUCAACCAAUGUCAAGUUUGUUAAUGCUCGGCGAACAAUUAAGACACAAAACCGGCCUCUGCUGGUAAUCAGAGCAAGUGAAGAGUGGGAACGCUCACCGGAGAAGUUGGGAUUAAGUGAUGAGGAAUGUGAAGCUACUGUUGUGGCUGGAAAUGUUCCUGAAGCACCACCCAUUCCUCCUAAAGCUGCUGCACCAUCUGGAACACCUGUUAUCUCUCCACUCCUACUCAGUAGGCGUCCUCGUCGUAAUCGGAAGUCACCUGUACUGAGAUCAGCUUUCCAGGAGACAUCUAUAUCUCCUGCAAAUUUUGUUUAUCCACUUUUUAUUCAUGAAGGUGAAGAGGACAACCCAAUUGGAGCCAUGCCUGGAUGUUAUAGGUUGGGAUGGAGACAUGGACUCAUAGAAGAGGUUUACAAGGCCAGGGAUGUUGGUAUUAAUAGUGUUGUGCUUUUCCCCAAAGUCCCAGAAGCUCUAAAGUCUCCUACUGGAGAUGAAGCAUACAAUGACAAUGGUCUAGUGCCUCGGGCAAUACGGCUUCUCAAAGACAAGUACCCUGACAUUGUCAUCUACACUGAUGUUGCAUUGGAUCCUUAUUCCUCUGAUGGACAUGAUGGCAUUGUUCGAGAAGAUGGAGUUAUAAUGAACGAUGAAACAGUUCAUCAGUUAUGUAAACAGGCUGUCUCGCAGGCCCGAGCAGGAGCUGACGUUGUCAGUCCAAGUGACAUGAUGGAUGGUCGUGUGGGAGCCAUUCGGGCAGCUCUGGAUGCUGAAGGUUUUCAAAAUGUGUCUAUCAUGUCAUAUACAGCAAA
Macadamia integrifolia is the source of this 1076-nucleotide messenger RNA. RefSeq names its product delta-aminolevulinic acid dehydratase, chloroplastic-like. Gene Ontology annotation, biological process: heme biosynthetic process. Lineage: Eukaryota; Viridiplantae; Streptophyta; Magnoliopsida; Proteales; Proteaceae. The record is from RefSeq and is a predicted model, not a curated record. Gene Ontology annotation, molecular function: zinc ion binding; porphobilinogen synthase activity. Gene Ontology annotation, cellular component: cytosol.